GAGCAAAAAGGUGGCAAAAAGGAGGAGCCAAGUUUGCAGGCGCACCACGUUUUGGUUGCGGGCCUGAGAAUCGAAUAAGGCAGAAGCUGUUUGCACUUGGGCUUGACGAGUUCGAAACUGCGGCCCUUCGCUCUCCCCUUAUCCAAACCAUCGCCAAAAGGAGGCGAGUGAGCGUGUGUUGGGCGUGAGAGAGCCUCUUAGGAAAGGAUAAUCGCCAUGGCGACAUCCGGAGGCUGCAGCCAGAUCGCCGGUUUCUACAAGGGCCGCUGCGUCCUCAUCACCGGCGCCACCGGCUUCAUGGGAAAGGUGCUGGUGGAGAAGCUGCUGCGCUCCUGUCCCGAGAUCAAGAGUCUGUACCUGCUGAUGAGGCCGAAGCGCGGCCACGACGUGCGCGCCCGCCUCGCCGAACUCCUCAACGCUCAGAUUUUCGACGGUCUGCGGAAGGAGCAGCCCGAUGCGCUGUCGAAGCUGAUCGUGGUGGCCGGCGACAUCACGCAGCCCGAGCUGGGCAUCUCGGCGGCCGACCAGCGGCUGCUGACGGAGAACGUGUCGGUCGUUUUCCACUCGGCGGCCACGGUCAAGUUCGACGAGGCGCUCAAGUUGUCGGUCGCGAUGAACAUCCUGGGCACGAAGCGGCUCGUCGAGUUGUGCCACAAAAUGGGCAAGCUGGAGGCGCUGGUGCACGUGAGCACCGCCUACUGCAACUGCGACCGUGACGAGGUGCAGGAGCAGGUCUACGACCCCCCCGCCGACCCCGACAAGAUCAUCCAGUGCGUCGAGUGGAUGGACGAGGACCUCAUCAACGCCAUCACGCCCAAGCUGAUCGGGAACCGGCCGAACACGUACACGUUCACGAAGGCGCUGGCCGAGCACGUGUUGGUGCGGGAGAGCGGCAACCUGCCGGUGGCCAUCGUGCGGCCGUCGAUCGUGACGGCCGCGUGGAAGGACCCGAUUUCGGGCUGGGUGGACAACCUGAACGGCCCCACGGGCAUGAUCGCGGGCGCCGGCAAGGGCGUGUUGCGCACCAUCCUGUGCUACCGCGACCUCGUCGCCGACCUCGUCCCCGUCGACAUCUGCAUCAACCUCAUGAUUUCCGUCGCCUGGAACACCGCCGUCCACCGCCCCAGGGACAUGCUCGUCUACAACUGCACCUCAGGCUCUCUGAAUCCGAUCAAGUGGCACCAGGUGGAGAAGUACGGCUACCACUACCUGAUCGAGCACCCUUUCAGCGACGUGAUUUGGUACCCGAACGGAUCCUUCAAGUCGAACCGCUUCGUCAACAACCUUUCCGUGCUGGCCUUCCACAUGGCGCCCGCCCUUGUGCUCGACACCAUCGCCAGGAUCUCUGGCAAAAAGCCCAUCAUGAUGCGGGUGCAGCAGAAGCUGUCGAGGGCCGUGGCGUGCCUCGAGUUCUUCACGACGCACGAGUGGCGCUUCACCAACCACAACGUGACGCAGCUGGCGGGCCAGCUGUGUCCCCUCGACCAGCAGACCUUCAACUUCGACAUCAAGGGCGUCAACUGGGCCCAGUACAUGGAGAACUACGUGCUCGGCACCCGCCGCUUCAUCCUCAAGGAAGACCCCAGCAACUUCCCGGCCGCCCACAAACACUUGAGAAAAAUGUGGUGGGUGCACCAGCUGACGCAGGUGCUGACCCUGGCUGUGGUUUGGCGCGUGGUGUUGCUGCGGUCGUCGACGGCGCGCCGCCUCUGGUUCUCGCUGAUGAGUCUGCUGAUGCGGCUGGUGCGCGCCACCCCCCUCGCGCGCCUCGCCCCCUGACGCGAACACUGAACGCGCGCGUGUGUGGUGCAGUUUCCCAAUGACUCGAUAGUUUCCGAGCGGAAAAGAAGAAUAAACUUUGUGCAAAUCAACGCCGCCGCCAAGAAAGAAAGAAAGAAAGAUUUCUCCGAGAAAAGAAUGUGUGUCUCUCAAAUUGUGACGGCGCGCGCAGAGAAUUUUGUUAAGGGUUGUUUGUUACGCAUCCUCUCUCUCCUUUUGUAAAAUGUAUCAUUAUUAAAGUAACCCCACAUAUAUGAUUAACAAUUAAUAGAGUCCUUUGUUUAUUUUAUAUAAUAAAACGUUUUGUUUUUCGUGA
Messenger RNA from Neocloeon triangulifer, 2095 nucleotides. Its product is annotated as putative fatty acyl-CoA reductase CG5065. The transcript is spliced from 8 exons. Bases 217 to 1779 code for a protein of 520 amino acids. Gene Ontology annotation, molecular function: alcohol-forming very long-chain fatty acyl-CoA reductase (NADP+) activity. The record is from RefSeq and is a predicted model, not a curated record. Gene Ontology annotation, cellular component: peroxisome. Gene Ontology annotation, biological process: long-chain fatty-acyl-CoA metabolic process. Lineage: Eukaryota; Metazoa; Arthropoda; Insecta; Ephemeroptera; Baetidae.